Messenger RNA from Periophthalmus magnuspinnatus, 1088 nucleotides. RefSeq names its product mitochondrial fission factor. The record is from RefSeq and is a predicted model, not a curated record. Gene Ontology annotation, biological process: positive regulation of mitochondrial fission. NCBI's taxonomy places the organism in Eukaryota, Metazoa, Chordata, Actinopteri, Gobiiformes, Gobiidae. Bases 8 to 931 code for a protein of 307 amino acids. The transcript is spliced from 8 exons. Gene Ontology annotation, cellular component: peroxisome; mitochondrial outer membrane.
CUUUGACAUGACUCUACCGGAAGCCCGAGUCAUUUUAUUUCCGGUGCUAACUUUUAACAUUGUUUUCUCAAAAUCAGGAAGGAUGUUUCCCAUGGACAGGUCUCUGGUCUCAGGGCGAGAUCCAGCUUUUAUGGAGUGCAUCAGUACAACCAUGAGAGUCCCGGACCGGCUGAGCGUGGGACUGGAUCAGGACCAGAAUGUGAACCAGACUGAGGCCCCUCCGGUUUACAGCAUGCAAGUCCCUGACAGACUCACCUACGCAGAAGCUGCAGACUUGAGUCCCAGACCUCAGUUUCGUACAAAGUCCAAGGUCCCGGCCCUGGAAGUGUGUGUGGAGAGCCCCCUAGAGUCGCCCCAGAGAGACUCACAGCAGAAUCCCAUCCGGCGUACAAUGAGUGACCAGAGCUUUGUGAGGAGCCCCCCAGAGACCCCCUCACACAAUAGGGCUCUGGUCUUGCCCCAGCAGCAGUCCUCCUCUCGUCAUCCCGUCCAUCGCCCCCCUGUGUUGCCCCAGCCCCCUCCUGUUGUGGCCCCAGACCCCCCUCUCACCCCCCUCUCUGCUCGCUCCAUUAUGCAGAUGGGUCUACAGGCCUCACAGCGUCUCCUACAGGUCAUCAACAGCAAGUACAGGUUUAUGAGAGAAGAGUUUCCUCCUCCUCCUCUUCCUCAGACUGUGCUCAGACCAGAGACCGUCCCAGGACAGGGUCAGGUGGAGCGCAGCAGCAGAAGGGCUGGAGAGACCUGGAGCGCCGAGGAUGAGGGAGGAGCAGUGGUGGAGCUGAUUGUGCUUCGACGACAGGUGCUGAAGAUGAGUCGUCGUCUGGCUUCAUUGGAGCGUCAUAACAGCGAACGGCGGAACACAGAGUUUGUUUUGUUUUGUCUGCUGGGCUCGGCCUGCCUGCUCAACGCGUGGCUCUGGAUAAGAAGAUAACAACAACAUAGAUAGGUUUUAAUAAAAUAGACAGUUUAAAAAUGAUUUAAUAUGUAGUUAUGGUAUUAAAAUAAAGCUGUUACAGAGCCGAGGGGUGGUGACAAAACGUGUGCUUAAAGUUACAUUGUAAAAUAAGGAACAAAUCUACAUAAAUUUA